AUGAUCGCCCGUUUGCUCGUGAAGAAAAUGACUUAUUUACAUGAGAAUUUCAGAUGUCUCGUUUUCGCGAGUUGCGCCUCGUGUCUCAUCGUCACCCUAUCACUGAUCGGUUUUCUCUGCUCGCAAAUGCUUGAUCUGCCCAUCAUAUUGCACCUUUCUACUAAUUGCUAUUUCUUUGGGCUAUACGGUGACGCGUUUACGACAAUUUUUAUGAGUUUUGAGCGAGGGAUCGCCACGUUGAAAGCGACGAGUUAUGAAGAGAAAACGAAUGGUUUUUUCUUCAAUCUUUUAUUGUUUUUAUUGCCGUUCCUCGCAGCCGCCAUUUGGAUGUUCAUCUACGAUAGUGGAAUUAUACCAUUAGCCGAUCUGAGCAACAGUCUUUUCUUCUCGUUGAUCGCUUUUUUGUGUUUAUUGGAAACGAUCAUCAUUUUCCGUUUCAAUAAACGAAUGAUUGUUGAUAGGGGAAAUUCGAAUUUGAGCUUAUCGGCGAGAUUUCAAUACACUGAGAACUUUUCUCUAUCAAAAGUUUUCCUCUUCGUCACUGCAAACGAUUUAUUGACAUGGAUAACUCUAGCCGUUCUCUAUUAUUUUGCCUCGGCAAUGGAGUCGGUUUCUUUGAUGAAUUCAAGUGGGAAUAUUUAUCUCGAUUUGGGUGAUUCGGUUUAUCUGGAGAAGUGCCUUGUCCUCUACACAGCUUUAUUCAUCUCGCAUCGGAAAUUUGAGAAUCGCACUCGUCGCAUUCGACCCCAACCUCUUCACCUGGAGUCUCAGCUUCAUUUUAGUCAUCUCGCGAAACUUUGGGAUCAUCAUUACGUGUCA
This is a messenger RNA of Mesorhabditis belari, 819 nucleotides long. NCBI's taxonomy places the organism in Eukaryota, Metazoa, Nematoda, Chromadorea, Rhabditida, Rhabditidae. The record is from the annotation of a GenBank genome assembly.